CGUAACGAAGCACAACGCGAAGGCGGAGCGAAAAAAAAUUAAAAUAAGUUUAUAAUAAAAAAGUACAAAAUUAAAAGAAAUAACGAAAAUGAAUUUAUAUUUAAAAUUGUGUCUAUUAAUAUCCGCGAUAUCCUUGAUACGUUCACAUACACAUGAUGAAAUCCCCAAGUGUACGCUGACGGGUGUGCAUAAGACGCGUCAAACCGUACUCGAAUCUCCCAAUUAUCCCAAUAAUUAUAAACCCGAUACUUGUUGGGAUUAUGUUAUACGUUCGCCUUACAAGUGUCCUACUACAUUUCAUAUACAAUUUUUGGAUUUUUAUUUGGAAUCCUCGAACGGUUGUAAGAAUGAUUAUCUGGCUAUUGGUUUGGAAAAUGCCGACGAUGAUAUGGAUGUUUUGUGUGGGCAAGUGGUGGGUAUUAAAAAGUAUCAUACGCCGGAUGGUGUAUUACGCCUCAGAUUCUUUGCUGAUGACUCACCCUGGACUACGGGUAAAGGAUUUAAAUUGUUGGUAACACGUUUGGCUUGUGAAAGAGAGGAAUUGUUGUUGAGGAAAUUAAAAGAUCAUGAUAAGGAUGAUGAACCGGAUAAUGAUGAUACUGUAGCGGUGUCAGCUCCUUCGGGACAUUUUAAACCACCUGAAUCAGAGCUUAUGCAGAUUUUUCGCAAUUUAACAGGUCAAGAACAGCAUCAGACGGUUCCAGUGCCACCUGUUUUCGGUUUAAACUAUCCCACACAAUUGCCCUCACCACCAUACCCAGCAACGGGAACAGUUUAUGUACCAGCUAGUGAAUCACGUGGCCCUUUGCCUAAUUAUCCCGGCAGCAAUGUUCAAACAUCUUGUACUGAUGAUAAUGGACAGCAAAGACAAUUGCCCAAUUAUUAUGGUGCUCUUAAUGGAAAUCAAUUGGCUCCUUAUGCCAAUUCUCUAGGAGGUAAUAUUCAGCCCAACUACUUGCCCUCCUAUGUUGCCUCGAACACUGUUAGUCAAUUGCCAUCCCAGCAAGCUGCACUUGUAGGAGCUGUCAAUAAUGGUUUUUUCACCAAUCCUAGAGAUCAGUAUAUAGGCUCUUGGUCUUCAACACCCAGUCUUCUAAGGGCUUACGAUAAUACUAUUGAUUCCUUGGAAACCUGCUGUGUAUCUGCCUUUCAGCAGAAACGUUUAUAUUUAUCCAGUCCCGGUUUUCCUCGCACUGUUUUCAGCAACAUUUUGCCAAAUUACCAAAAACGGGAUUGUGUAUUUCGUCUGCAAAAAUCUUCUUCUAGUGUUUGUCGUUUGCGUUUGGAUUUCAAAUUUUUCGAUUUUGGUCAAAGUUAUCAUGGUACCGGUUCGUAUAUGGGCAACAUAGGAAUGCCUGCCAUUCAAAAUACCCAAAAUGUCUGCCGUGAGGACUUUAUUGAAAUAGACAAUCAGCGUUUUUGUGGCUGCCGAUCGGGUAAUAUGUAUACAUCGUAUUGGACGAAUGCGGGCGAUAAAAAGUUGAGAAUGCGUAUGGGUUAUUCGGGUGUACCUUCGGGAGGUUUUCUAUUGGAACUAGUUCAGGAGGAAUGUUCAGAAACUCAAAUAGCUAUGAUGACCACUAAAAGGCCUCCAACCAUGAAUCCUAAUCUUAUAAAUAAUCAAUUAAUUGGUACCCAACCAGUACAACUAGCACAGCCAGCAUUAUUGGGACAACAACAACAAAAUCUGUACCCGGGUCAACAGCAAUCAAUAAAUGGUGCUUUAUAUCCCUCGCAACAACAGCAACAAAACUUCUAUGGUGGUUCUUAUCUAGGCAAUUAUCCGGCACAACAAUCUUUCCUACAAAAUCCCUUACAACAAUCCAACUAUUUAGGCCAACAACAACAGCAGCAGCUGUUCAAUAACCCUGCAGGUUUUUCAACAAAUUUACAACAACAAAAUCCCUUUUUAGCCCAACAACAACAACAGCAACUACAAUCUCUACAAAACAAUAACCUUUAUCAACCUAGUUAUCCCUCACAAUUCGGUUCGAAUUAUCUAUCUCAACCCGAUUUUCAACAUAAUCUUUUACAACAACAAGGUUUUGCCAAUAAUCCAUUUGGUUUGCCUCAAAUGCGAUAUGCCCGAUCCUAUGGUGACCAACAGCCUGUUACCGUAGUCGAAACAAAUUCUACACGCAAGGAAUAUUACUAUUCCCCCGACAAUGAUUCGUUAAACAUAAAUGAAGAUUUACCUUUAAUGUCUAGAUCUAGUUCAUCGGAAUCAUCUUCGAAAUGGGAUCGUAAAGAUACUAACGUUAGCGAGAAAAACGAAUCUACGGGUAAUUCGGUUCGUGAGAGUAGAAAGUGUUCCUUUGAUAUGGGUGAUAUAUUGCGUUUAUCUGUUGAUAUUCUAUGGAUAACAAAACCGAUAUGUUAUGCUCCUCAGAGAAAUUGGUUUACUAAUUGGAUUGGUUAGAGAGGGGCGAAAAUUGCGAAAUAAGAUACAUGUUUUCUUUAGUCGAGAGUAUUUGAUUUGUAAAUUGUGUGUUCAAAUUUAAUAAAAAAUAUUAAAUAUAUAUGUUUUAAAA
Molecule: messenger RNA, 2531 nt
Organism: Lucilia cuprina (Australian sheep blowfly)
Lineage: Eukaryota; Metazoa; Arthropoda; Insecta; Diptera; Calliphoridae
Exons: 1
Coding region: 89-2419 (776 amino acids)
Molecular function (GO): serine-type endopeptidase activity
Source: RefSeq, a predicted model, not a curated record